Messenger RNA from Aspergillus campestris IBT 28561, 6060 nucleotides. Its product is annotated as MYB DNA-binding domain protein. Gene Ontology annotation, cellular component: Set3 complex. The record is from RefSeq and is a predicted model, not a curated record. The coding region runs from base 1 to 6060 and encodes 2019 amino acids. Gene Ontology annotation, biological process: regulation of transcription by RNA polymerase II. The transcript has 5 exons. Lineage: Eukaryota; Fungi; Ascomycota; Eurotiomycetes; Eurotiales; Aspergillaceae.
AUGUCGUCACGAUACCCCCAUCCCUCAGGCUACGGGGCUCGAGACCGUUCCCCACAACGCUUUCCCGACCGUCGACCACCGGCUGGUCCUCGUGGCUCCGACGAUGGCAAUCUACCGCCGCUCGGGCGAGAACCGCCCCGAGGUCCCAAGGCCCUGACCGAUCCCCACCGGGGUGCCCCCUUUGGUGGUCGUGGACGGGGCUACCCGAGCAGAGCGGAUUUCCGGGACCGUGAUCGGGACCUCCGCGACCGCGAUCGAGAUCGGGACCGAGACCGUGACCGUGACCGAGACCGCGAUCGUGAUCGAGAUUUUCGUGACCUCCGCGAGGGCCCGCCCCCCUUCCGGCGAGACCUCGACCGCGACUGGCCCCGACGCGAUCGAGACUUCGACCCUCGCGAGCCUCGCAUAGGCUUCGGCCGCGGCCGGUCGCGCUCGCCCCCGCUACCCCCGCUACCCCCGCGAGAUUUCCGAGACGCGCGAGAAUCGAUAGGAAGGGACCCCGACUUGGUCCGCAUGCGCCGCGGAUCCCGGGACAGUCUCCUCUCGGUCGGCUCUAACGCCCCCGACACACCCUCGUCCGCGCCGGGACAUCACCCCCGCAGUGGUCCCAUCCGCGGCCGCGGCCGUGGCGAUUGGGACAUUGGCCGGGGUCGUGGCCGGGCCCCGUAUCUGGACGACCGGGACUCAUUCCGCCGUCGCAGUCGAUCUCGGGACGGCCGAUGGGACCGCGAGCGGGAUCGAGACCGUGACCGCGACCGCGAACGGGAUCGCGAACGGGAUCGCCUGAUGGAUCGGGACCGUGAGCGGGACCGGGAUCGUGUGCUCGACCGGGAGCGCGAUCUGGAUCGUCGAGACCGGGAUCGGGACCUCGACCGUCGCGAGCGAUUCGACCGCCGGGACGAGAUCGACCGCCGCUUCGAUCGGGAGGAUCGUGAUCGCCCGGGCGACCAUUGGAAGCGGGAUCGCCCCCCCAGUCGCGCCGAGAGUCGCCUGCCCAGCACCCCGACGCUCCCAGUCGGGCCCCCGACGACCCUCCCCGCGGCGCCUCCGUUGGCAGAUCGACUGCCCGACCCCAGCCCGGACCUGCCCCGCAAGCCGUCGGUCGUCGACAGCCGCCGCGAACUCGACCGCGUCGAGCCUCCGGCGCCGCGCCCGGAACCCGCCAAGGAGGUGCCGGCCUUUGGGUCGGUCACGGCCCCCAUCCCGGAUCUGUCGCCGGAGAAGCCGCCGCCGCCGCCCCCAGAGAGCACCGCCACGGCGGCCACGCCGACCAAACUCGAGAAAGAGCCGGAACGCCCGGAGCCCCCGUCCCGUCCGCCCGUCCACCCGCCGACGGGGCCCAAAGCGGAACGGAUCCCGGCGCCACUGCCGCCCCUGCCGCCGACGGAGCGCCCCCAGCGCCCCAUCGCCCCGAAGCGGUCCGAUCUCUCCCCGCCGACCGCCCCCGCCGCCAUGACGGGCAAGGACGCGGUGGUAUCUCCACUGCAGUCGCCGUCCGCCAUCCGCCCGCCUCCCACCAUGCCCUCACCGGAAAUGGCCCGCACUCUUCCCCCGGCUGGUCGGGGAUCGUCCCCCGACGCUCUGACCUCCCCGCGACCGCAACCCGCAGGGGGCAUCCCCACCGGUCCCCGGGCCCUCCAGCAUCGCGGCUCCAUCUCCCGCGGCCCCAAGGGCAUGAAACAGUGGGUGCGUCCGGGAUACCCGCGUCCGCCGCCGGCAGCCGGCGCGACGGCCCCCCCGAAGCGCGAGUCGAUUGAUGCCACGGCGCAGGGUCCGCCCAGCCCCGAUACCGGCCGACGCGAUUCACACCUGUCGGUCGAUGACGGGUCGGGGUUGGAAGCGGGCGAGAUUGCCCCCGAGCCGGAGGUGUUGCCGCCCAAGCGCGAGCCGCCACGGUCCUCCACACCCCCUACCGUCAUGGAGGCCAAGGCCCGGCCCCCGCCCACGACCCGUCCGCCUCCCGAAGCGCCGGCGGAGGCACCCCUAGAGGUGUCGGCGGAGGUACCCCCCGAAGCGCCGGCGGAGGCAUACCCCGAGGUGCCGGCGGAGGCACACCCCGCUGCGACGGUUGACGAUCACCGGCCCCAGCCUAUCCCAGACUUUGCCCGAUCAAGCGACGAAGAGGAGGAAGAGAACGUGGUGUUUACCCAAGACUACCUCGAGGAACGGCAGCGCAUCUUCGAGAAGGACCUGACCGCGCUUCGAGCCGAUUUGCCGCCGUCGCCGCUGACUGACCCGACAAUUGUGAACCUGCUGUUGCGCAUCCAGCUGCUGGGCAUGAUCGCCAACGAGACGUCCUCGCCCCGACCGCCCACGCCGGCUCCGGCUCCGGCUCCCGUCGAAGGGGGCGAGAAGCUGGACGGGAAGCCCCCGGUGCUCUCCCCGGAUGCAAAGCCAGAAGCCCCGGCAGAUGGUCUGGAAGUUCCGACCAAGAUGGACCUGGACACCCUGCCCCCGGCCGAUGCGGUCACCGUCGACCACCUCCCAUUCCUCCAUUCGGGCCCGCCCACUCCCUUGUCGGAUCUGGACACCUACCACGCCAACAAAAAUGCGAACGAGGCGCGGAAAGACGUCUUCCACUCGGAGAUGAUGAGGCGGCGCAAGGAGGUUGCCCGGAAGAACGCGGCGCUGCGUCAGGAGUAUCUCAACUUCUACAUCCCCUGGCGGUUGCAGAUCUGGGACCUGGACCGUCAAAAGAACAAGCCCAUCGUCUCUCCAGAUCCCGCAUCGCCCCCGGCGGGUGCCCUGGCUGUCACGCCCACGCCCGUUCCCGAAACCCGAGAAGGCCGCGAAGCCCGCGAGGGGCGACGAUACAAGGGCAACAGCGAACUGGACUUCCAGAAUGCCUUGCGUGCCUCCGAGAUCUCGGCCCAGGAAGAGCUGGAACGGCGGCGCGGGAACAAGAUCACGGCGCACCCGGAUCUCGCGCGGGAAGCUGAGAUUCCCGACAUGCUGGAGUUGCCCGAGGCCCGCGCCCGCAUCUACAAGGAUACCAACAACAUUGUCGAUGCGUCCAAGGCCAUGGAGGUCUUUGAGUUCUCCCCGCCGCCCGACGACUUUACCCCUGAGGAACACGAGGUCUUCACCGACGCCUUCAUGGCGCAUCCCAAGAAAUGGGGCAAGAUCGCCGAAUCUCUGCCCGGGCGCGGUUACGCCCAGUGUAUCGUGCACUAUUAUCUCACCAAAGAGGAGAUCAAGUAUAAGGCGAAACUCAACAAACGCUGGAGCCGACGAGGCCGCGCCCGGCGCUCCGCCCGUCCCAAGUCCAACGCUCUCAUGGUGGAUCUGGGCGUCGUCAAGCCCGACUACGUUGGCGAGGAAGAGCCCGCGCCCGUCACGGAUACGGGCCGCCCACGGCGUGCUGCGGCACCCACGUUUGGCGACUCGUCCGCCGACCCCGAUCAUUCCAACGGUCGCCGGGGCAAUUCCGGCAAGGAUGGGGAAGCGCCCGAGAAACCGGCCGGUCGUCGCGGCGGUGCCCGUACGGGUGCCGGCACUCGUGGUGGUCGACGAGGCAAGGCUGCGCAGCAGCAGCAACUGCAACAACAGCUUCUGCAGCAAAAACAGCAGCAGCAGAAGACAGCGACACCGACUGCAGCCGAGCCGCCCGUCCCGCCCCUCCCGGUGGGUGUGGUGGCGUCCCCUGCGCCGCCGACCAAGGUCGAACCGGCCGGGGUUUCAAUGGAUGGCACCAUCGAGACGACCGUUUUGCAAUCCAGAGAGCCCGUGGAACGGGCACCAGCCGAAGCUCCCCCGCGCGUGAAAUCGGGACGUGGUCGCCAGCGAGACUCGGCGUUCGUCCUCGAGUCCACCGAAACAGAGAGCCCAGGGGCCUCGGCGGGACGGCAGUCGGAGAGUGGGCAUGGCUCUUUGCAGCCGACGAGCUACUGGUCGGUCCCUGAACAACGCGACUUUCCUACUCUGCUGGCCCAUUUUGGUCGCAACUUCGAGGGUAUCUCGAACUUUAUGAAGACCAAGACGACAGUGAUGGUCAAGAACUACUUCCAACGGCGCAUCGACUCCGGCCAAAAAGACUUUGACGAUAUCGUUGCGGAUACGGAGAGUAAGAAAGCUCGUGGUGAACGAACCGGCCCUCUUCCAACCCCUAAUCCCGCCUCCAAACGCCGCUACGAAGCCACACCCUCCUCCAUCGUGCCGCGACCUCUGGCACCGCACACGGAGGCUGCCCCCGAGACAGACGACGGCCGACUGGCGCCCAAGACUCAGGCGGUCGCUGCAACACAGCCCGUUCAUUUGCACGCGCGCCCACCGACGGAGAAGGAACGCUCGUGCACCUAUCGCCCCGGCACCGUGCUGACCGAAGACCCUGCGCGAGGGAUGCGCCCGCAGGCGGCCAUGUCGUCACGGAUGCCCGGUCCACCCUUGGGUUACUUUACCGAGGAUCGACGCGAGAUCCCCGCGGUGCUGCCUCAGGCGACCCCACGAUCUCAGGAGACGGCGUCCCUGGCCGCGCGACCAACGCAGGUUUCUGCCGCAGAGAUGUCGCGAAUGGAGCCGUUGCCUGCUCACGGAUAUCGCCCCGCCGACGUGCAUGGGUCACCUCUCCUCGCUGGCCAAUCCAUCAUUCAGUCAUCGCAGCAACCCUAUAUGCAGUCCACCCUAAUGCCGUCGGCCUCUCACUCGCGGCAGACCAGCCUCAGCAAGCCGCCGGGCUCGCCCGCGCCGCCACUGCAGCGAUCGGAGGCGGACGUCUCGCCCAUCCGCCGUGACUCGGUGAGUCAGAGACCGUUCUAUGCCUACCCGGGCCAGCAUCCUGCGAUGGCACAGCCUCCGCCCGUUUUGUCACCGGCCACGGAAGUUCCGCGACCAGGCUCCACGCCUCUUGAGCCACUCGAGACGCCCCGCCACGUCCCGGCGAAACGGUCCAAUAUCAUGAGCAUUCUCAAUGAUGAGCCCGAGGAGCCACAGCCGCGUAAGCGGUUCGCCAGCGACCAGGCAUCGGUGCCGGGCGGAGGUGCGGUGUCUCCGUCGCGACCAGUGUAUUCCGGGGCACCGUCCUACUCGCAGCAGCCACCCGCGCGACUGGAAGAACAGAAACCCCCACUGUACAGCCAACCUAGUUCGUAUGCCCAGCCACCGCGCGGCUACUCGGAGUAUUCGUCGUACGCGCCCAUGUCGGGCGGCUCGGCGCCGACAGGCAACGACUGGAUGGCUCGAUUCGAUCCCCGCGGCCAGCAACCGACGCCCCAGCAAGCGCCUCCGCCGCAACCUAGCACUCGGCCCCCUGCUUCCAUGGCCCCGCAACCGCCCUUUUCUCCCUUCACGUCGGCUCAAUCGCUAUCCGGGCCGUCGCUUUCGACCCUGACGGCGCCGUCUCCCGCCCCGACCCCUUCGCCGGCACCCUCCCAACGGCCCUACGCCGGAUCCGUCUACACUGCAUCGCCCGCACCACACCCUGCGUCGGUGUCGCGCGAGCUUCCGCCGCAGAGUGCGAUGUACCGACCUAGUAUCGGAUCGCCGACCAUGCGGAAUACGGGCAUCCCGUACGGGUCUCGCGCGGGGCCACCCACCCCCAUCCAGUCUCCGUCCAGCCUUCUCGGGGUGGGUCCCCGUCAGGCCUCGGCGACCACGUACGGCUCGCCGGUUCCGGCCCAUGUGCAAGGCCCGCCCACCCCAGUUGGCCAUCAAUCUUACCAGCAGCACGUCCAGACUAUGGUCUCGGGGGCGCAUCAGCCACCGGCGCAUCGGACUCCGCUUGGGUUCAGCGGGGGCCCGUACGGUCGUAGCACGCCGCCGCCCCCACCUCCCUCACAGCCCUCACAGACCUCGCGGGGUCCCGUCCUAGCGGGCGGUCCACCUCCAGGAAUGACCAUGGCCCGGCCAUACAGCCCGCCCACGAUCCUGCAGCCCAGCCCCGCCGCGGGUCUUAGCUAUGCUGCCGGUGGACCUCCGCCGCCAGUCGGGGCCGUGCACCCGUACCAGACCCGUCCGGGGACCUUGGCCGAAGUGGUACACACACCGGGCCACCACCGCGGCUACAGUCAAGGGUCAAACGUGGGACUGCCAGGAUCAGGCACGCCCCAGCAUCCACCCCGUUAA